Messenger RNA from Rubroshorea leprosula, 853 nucleotides. Lineage: Eukaryota; Viridiplantae; Streptophyta; Magnoliopsida; Malvales; Dipterocarpaceae. The record is from the annotation of a GenBank genome assembly.
AAUCUCGAUUUUAACCACCUUGAUGGAACCUAAACAAGUUAUCAGGAGUAGUCGGUGUUUUUAACUGCCAAGGAGCAGGAAGUUGGCCAAUGAAACAAGUAGUUGAAAACAUAGAAAGCAAACCAUCCACUCCAAUUUUAGGCCAUGUGAGUCCCUCUGAUGUUGAGUGCAUGGAAGAGAUUGCAGGAGAAAACUGGAACGAAGACUGUGCAGUAUAUGCCUUCCAUUCAGAAUCUCUCUUCAUAAUACCAAAGCAAAGAAAUAUCAAAUUGUCCUUGGCAACUCUCAAAAGUGAAAUAUACACCAUUUCUCCAAUAAGAGUUUUUGAUCAAAAUAUCCGAUUUGCUCCACUAGGAUUACUCAGGUGGAGCAGUAGAAGCCGUGGACUGCAUCAUGGAACUCACAGGAUGCACAAUAAAAAUCAAAGGAAGAGGCUGUGGCCGAUUUGGGUUCUACUCGAGCACUAAACCAAAGUGUUGCAUGGUGGACAUGAAGGGGGACGAGUUUAUAUACAAUGCCAAUGAUGGAUUAUUAACAAUUGAACUAAAAGGUGAAUGCAACUUACAUGAUAUUGAGUUUGUCUAUUUUAGGUGAGGUGUUUUAUGUACCAAUCACCGUGGGACAGGUAAAGAAGGCAGUUCAGUUCCUAGAAAUCAAUUCAAUUGAAGCAAUUUAAUUAGAAGACAAUGGAACAGUGACCUUGAAGCUGCAAAUUGCUUGAUCAAAUGUUAUCAUCAUUUUGUAUACUUAUGCUGUUUCGAAUGUUGAUGUAAUCUCCAUCUUUCAAUGCUUUGGAUAUGUUUUGUAAGAGUCCCAGAGAAAAUUAACUAGAAAAUAAAAAUUAGUUGGACCG